GAGAACGAAGGGACCCCAGUUGCGAGUCGCUGGUCGAACGAAGCCGGAAGAUGGAUGACACGGAACAAGUGAAAAUGCUCAGAAGAGCCUUCUCCAUGUUCGACUCCGCGAAGGCGGGUCGGAUCGAGAAGGAAAAAGUUCGAACGAUCCUGAACACCCUGGGGCACACUUUCGACGACCACGAGCUCGAGGUGCUGCUCAAGCAAGAGGACGACGACGGUAGCGGUAAAUUAAACUUCGACUCGUUCUUCCGUGUGGCCUCUCACUUCCAAGAGGAGGACGACGAGGCGCUGCAAAAGGAGCUGAAGGAGGCUUUCAGGCUCUACGACAAGGAAGGCAACGGCUAUAUUCCCACCAGCUCUCUGCGCGAGAUCCUCGCCGCCCUCGAUGACCAAAUAACGCCCGAUCAAAUGGACGGCAUGAUCGCUGAAAUUGACACCGACGGCUCCGGAACUGUUGACUUUGACGAAUUCAUGGAGAUGAUGACCGGCGACUAAGCAUCACCGCGGGAUUCGCCAUACGUUGUAAGAGAAACGCUUGCAUUUUCUUUCAACGAUCCUGCAAUUCUGUCUGACGUCGGCUCUUACACGGGAAUUGAAAUUCCGCGAGACGGAAUUGUCAACCGAGCCUGGACAACGACUCGAACGGGAUCGAAGGAACUUCACCGAACAUCGUUUCACCUGUACAUUUCUUUGCGCAUUAUGUAUCGACAUCGUUAAUUAAGUUCU
Molecule: messenger RNA, 728 nt
Organism: Colletes gigas
Lineage: Eukaryota; Metazoa; Arthropoda; Insecta; Hymenoptera; Colletidae
Gene: TpnCIIb
Product: troponin C-like
Exons: 5
Coding region: 51-497 (148 amino acids)
Molecular function (GO): calcium ion binding; enzyme regulator activity
Source: RefSeq, a predicted model, not a curated record